GAGGGGAUCAGCUGUGCCAGUCCCUGAAGGCCACACCACACUGACUGCCUGCCUGUACGCUGGCACACACAGUUCCAGGCACUGCCAACACAGAGAUAGAGCUGUGCCUCCAGCCUACCCUCGUCACCAAGUCUACUGAGCCACUCUGGAUACCACUGAUGUCUUAGUAACCGGAUGGCAAACAACCAAAUGCAGAUCAACAUUAUCCUUCGUCUUCUCUAUCGAACAUGAAGCCCUUUGCUCGGGGCUAAGAGGAGAGGGGAUUUUCCUCGUCUUGGUUUUUGUGGAAUUGGAGGGUAUUAAUUCUGCGUCUCUGUGUCUGUCGUGAGGUGACAUCUUGAGAUGCUGACAGGACACCUGGAGAAGAACAGCAGGGCUGGCUUUGGCCGGACGAAGCCGCUCAAGAUGAACAUGGUGAAGAGGAUCAUGGGUAGGCCGCGGCAGGAGGAGUGUAGCCCGCAAGACAAUGCACUUGGCCUCAUGCACCUCAGACGCCUCUUCUCAGAGCUCUGCCACCCUCCACGUCACAUGACCCAGAAGGAGCAGGAGGAGAAACUCUACAUGAUGCUGCCCGUCUUCAACAGGGUGUUUGGUAACGCUCCCCCCAGCACCAUGACAGAGAAGUUCCAGGACCUCCUCCAGUUCACUACCCAGGUGUCCCGGCUCAUGGUCACGGAGAUCAGACGGAGGGCCUCCAACAAGUCCACAGAGGCAGCCAGUAGAGCCAUCGUCCAGUUCCUGGAGGUGAACCACAGUGAAGAGGCGUCACGUGGCUGGAUGCUACUGACCACCAUCAACCUGCUAGCAUCCUCCGGACAGAAAACGGUGGACUGCAUGACCACCAUGUCGGUGCCCUCCACCCUGGUGAAGUGUCUGUAUCUGUUCUUUGACCUUCCUCACAUGGCCGAGGCCCCUGGGGCCUCACAGACCCAGACCCCAGAGCUGCCCCAGGCUGACCGCCGGGCCCUGCUGCAGAAGGUCUUCGCACAGAUCCUGGUGAAGCUGUGUAGCUUUGUCUCUCCGGCGGAGGAACUGGCCCAGAAAGACGAUCUCCAGCUACUCUUCUCUGCCAUCACGUCCUGGUGCCCCCCCCACAACCUGCCCUGGAGGAAGAGCGCCGGCCAGGUCCUCACCACCAUCUCACGACACGGACUCAGCGUCAACGUCAUCAAGUAUAUCCACGAGAAAGAGUGCCUGGCCACAUGUAUCCAGAACAUGCAGCAGUCAGAUGACCUCUCACCCCUGGAGAUCGUAGAGAUGUUUGCCGGUCUGUCCUGCUUCCUGAAGGACUCCAGCGACGUCUCCCAGACCCUGCUGGACGACUUCAGGAUGUGUCAGGGAUACACGUUCCUCUGCGACCUCAUGCUCAGAUUGGAGCAGGCCAAAGAGGAGGACAGCAGUGAUGCUCUGAAGGAUCUGGUCAACCUAGUGACGCUUCUGACCACCUAUGGCGUGACGGAUCUCAAACCGGCCGGUCUCACCACUGGAGCCCCCUUCCUCCUGCCCGGCUUCGUACUCCCACAGCCUUCUGGGAAAGGCCACACGGUGAGGAACCUCCAGUCGUUCUCCGUCCUACAGAAUGCCUUCCUGAGGGCUAAGACGUCCCGGCUGACCGGCACGCUGCUGGACGCCAUCGGCAACAUCUACGCCGCCGACCACGCCAACUACUUCAUCCUGGAGGCACAACACACACUCUCACAGUUCGCUGACAAGGUGGCCAAGCUGCCAGAUGCCCAGACAAAGUACUUUGACCUGUUGGAGUUUGUAGUGUUCAGUCUGAACUAUGUUCCCUGUAAGGAGCUGUUCAGUGUCAGCGUCCUGCUGAAGGGCUCUACGUCAUACACCUGCAGUAUCACAGCCACCAGGACUCUGUUGAAGUUGAGUCGUCAUGACGCGGUGUUCAGUGAUGUGUUGAGAGAGGUGGGGCUGCUGGAGGUGCUGGUUAACCUCCUGCAUAAAUAUGCUGCCCUGCUCAAAGACCCCGCAACGCAACAACAGACUCAGUCACAGAACAACGAACAAGGUGACUGUAAGAACAGCAGUGUAGCGGAGGAACAGAAACAGUUAGCUUGGCUGGUCAUGGAGACGCUGACUGUCCUGCUGCAAGGCUCCAACACUAACGCAGGUCUGUUCAGAGAGUUUGGAGGGGCGCGGUGUGUCCACAACAUAGUGAAGUAUGAUCAGUGCAGGGAACAUGCUCUGAUGAUCAUUCAGCAGCUGGUUCUGUCCUCCAGCGGAGAUGAUGACAUGGGAACACUACUGGGUCUGAUGCACUCUGCCUCGUCUACCGAGCUACAGCUCAAAACAGACAUACUACAGACUCUCCUGGCUGUGCUGAGAGAAAGCCAUCGCACGCGGACAGUCUUCCGGAAGGUCGGGGGCUUUGUGUAUGUGACGUCGCUACUCGUUGCCAUGGAGCGCUCUCUGUGUCAGCCGCCGUGUCACGGGUGGGAACGGGCCAAUCAGAACCAAGUGUUUGAGCUCCUCCACACCGUCUUCUGCACGUUGACCGCUGCCAUGCGCUACGAACCCGCCAACUCACACUUCUUCAGGACGGAGAUCCAGUAUGAAAAACUGGCAGACGCUGUCAGGCUGCUGGGUUGUUUCUAG
This is a messenger RNA of Oncorhynchus tshawytscha (Chinook salmon), 2610 nucleotides long. Its product is annotated as WD repeat and FYVE domain-containing protein 3-like. NCBI's taxonomy places the organism in Eukaryota, Metazoa, Chordata, Actinopteri, Salmoniformes, Salmonidae. The transcript is spliced from 15 exons. The record is from RefSeq and is a predicted model, not a curated record. The coding region runs from base 343 to 2610 and encodes 755 amino acids.